Messenger RNA from Saccharomyces cerevisiae S288C, 1332 nucleotides. RefSeq names its product Uip5p (gene UIP5). The record is from RefSeq and is marked reviewed. Gene Ontology annotation, cellular component: nuclear membrane; membrane. Lineage: Eukaryota; Fungi; Ascomycota; Saccharomycetes; Saccharomycetales; Saccharomycetaceae. The transcript has a single exon. Bases 1 to 1332 code for a protein of 443 amino acids.
AUGUCAAGAGAUGUAAGGGCAGAGAAACUAGCCAUAUCACUAUUGAUUUUAUCAUUGUUUCUAAUAUUCCAAUUAGUGGCUGAGAUUUAUCUCAAUAAUGGUGAUCAGUACCAUACAGAGACUAGCCCCUUUACAAGAGGAAGAUCACAUGUAACGCGUGUGCCCAACCAUGAUGCUAGUUUAUCUAUACCGUUUUUGGACAAGAUCAACCAGUUUUGGCAUGUAGGCGGUGCCACGCAAAUUAGGAAUAUUCAGUCGAUCAAAUUGACUCAGGACCGUGAUCAAGAUAAACAUGGAUUAGUAUUGUCCAAUGGAAUUGGCGACAACACCAUCAAUGACUUUGAGAUUGUUUUCACUUUCAGAAUUUCUCACGACCCCACUACACAACUCACUGGUGAUGGAAUGUGUUUUGCCAUUACGCCCGAAAAUGGGUUUCUCACACAGAAUUUACAGUCGUCGUAUGCGAAAAAGCAAUACAUGAUGAAUUCUCAGGGCGUCAUAGCCGAUAAUACAGAUCUGAUGGGCUUCCCGAAAAAUCUGCCUGGCCUAUUUAUUGUCUUGGAUACGUAUCGCAACCAAGGCCACGACCAUAAGGAGGUACCCUUUAUGGAUGUGUUUAUAAAUGUGGCCCCAGAAAGCGAUUGGUACGAUAUAAAUAGUGAUGGUGAACUCAGUACAUCGCUGCGGCUUAAUUCAAGAGGCCACAUAAAACUCAAGAAAAAUGCCCUGUGGAAUCGAGUCACGAAACUAAGAAUAAUAUAUUUGGAAAGUAUAAGCUUCCUGAAGAUCGACGUGCAGUACGCAAAAGAGGGAAACUACUGGAUUGAGUUAUUUCAAACAACCGAAAAUCUGUACUUGCCGAAAAACAUGCACACGGGGCAAAGAUACAUUGGCUGUAGCGCAUUAAAUGGCCAAUUAACGGAGACAGUGGAGCUGCUGGACGUAUCCACUAGCGAAUUCCAUUGGAACGACAUGGAUGCGUCCAUUGAGGACACCUAUGAUUACGCAAAGGAAGCUGAGCUAUUCCUGGAGCAGGAAUUUGGCGAGGUCCUUGACAGGGAACCCGAUGAGUUCACCAAAUGGAAAAUGAUCAAAGCUCAACCAAACAUCAAGACUGGGUCACAGUCAGCUGAACAGAAAACUUCAAACAAUCCUCACUCUCGGUUGUUCAAGGUCGUGCUGACCAUAUGGCAUUAUAGCGAGAUUUUGCUAUUGAUCAUGGGCAUUUAUCUUUUUUCUGCUUGCAUAAGAGUUUUCCAAAGAAGGUUCAAAAAAAUUAGAUCCAGAAGAAAAAGGGCAGGCUCGCAUUCUGUGGGGCUAUUGCCCAUGUAG